This is a messenger RNA of Propithecus coquereli (Coquerel's sifaka), 4855 nucleotides long. It is a transcript of the gene TBC1D5, whose product is annotated as TBC1 domain family, member 5. Bases 1 to 2364 code for a protein of 787 amino acids. The transcript has 19 exons. Gene Ontology annotation, biological process: activation of GTPase activity. Gene Ontology annotation, molecular function: GTPase activator activity. The record is from RefSeq and is a predicted model, not a curated record. Lineage: Eukaryota; Metazoa; Chordata; Mammalia; Primates; Indriidae.
AUGCUGUACUUUUGGCGACAUCGUCCAGUUCCCACCAUGUAUCAUUCCUUAUCUGAAACUAGACAUCCUCUGCAGCCAGAAGAACAAGAAGUGGGCAUUGACCCUUUGUCCAGUUCCUCUAACAAGUCUGGAGGAGAUUCAAAUAAAAAUGGAAGACGAACAAGUUCUACUCUAGACUCUGAGGGGACUUUUAAUUCCUAUAGGAAAGAAUGGGAAGAACUAUUUGUAAACAACAAUUACUUGGCAACAAUAAGGCAGAAGGGGAUUAAUGGGCAGCUGAGAAGCAGCAGGUUCCGUAGCAUUUGCUGGAAGCUAUUUCUUUGUGUUCUUCCUCAAGAUAAAAGUCAAUGGAUAAGUAGAAUUAAAGAAUUAAGAGCAUGGUAUAGCAACAUUAAAGAAAUACAUAUUACAAACCCAAGGAAGGUUGUUGGCCAGCAAGAUUUGAUGAUCAAUAAUCCCCUUUCACAGGAUGAAGGGAGUCUUUGGAACAAAUUCUUCCAAGAUAAAGAACUUCGAUCAAUGAUUGAACAAGAUGUUAAAAGAACGUUUCCUGAAAUGCAGUUUUUCCAACAAGAAAAUGUGAGAAAAAUUCUUACAGAUGUUCUUUUCUGUUAUGCUAGAGAAAACGAGCAGUUGCUUUAUAAACAGGUAAUGAAAAUAUCUUACAGGUGGCAUCCAUUGACUGAAAAUUUUCUAUACAGCUUGACAAAUGAUAGAGGGAAAGAAACACUGAUGACUCCCAUCCCCUUUGCUAGACCACAGGAUUUAGGGCCAACAAUUGCUAUUGUUACUAAAGUCAACCAGAUCCAAGAUCAUCUGCUGAAGAAACAUGAUAUUGAGCUCUACAUGCACUUGAACAGACUAGAAAUUGCACCACAGAUAUAUGGGUUACGGUGGGUGCGGCUGCUGUUUGGACGAGAGUUCCCCCUGCAGGAUCUUCUGGUGGUCUGGGAUGCCCUGUUUGCAGACGGCCUCAGCCUCAGUUUAGUCGAUUAUAUCUUCAUAGCCAUGUUACUCUACAUCCGAGAUGCUCUGAUAUCUAGUAACUACCAGACCUGCCUCGGCCUUCUGAUGCAUUACCCACUCAUCGGGGAUGUACACUCACUGAUUCUUAAGGCUCUGUUCCUUAGAGACCCAAAGAGAAAUCCAAGACCGGUGACUUAUCAAUUCCACCCAAAUUUAGAUUAUUACAAAGCAAGGGGAGCAGACCUCAUGAACAAAAGCCGGACCAAUACUAAAGGUGCUCCUCUGAAUAUAAAUAAGGUCUCUAAUAGCCUGAUAAAUUUUGGAAGAAAGUUGAUUUCGCCAGCGAUGGCCCCAGGAAGUGCUGGUGGCCCUGUACUUGGGGCCCAAAGCAGUAGCUCCUCCUCUGCUGUGAUUCCCACCAGGACUUCAGCAGAGGCCCCAAGGCAUCACUUGCAGCAGCAGCAGCAGCAGCAGCAGCAGCAGCAGCAGCAGCAGCAGCAGCGGCUGAUGAAAUCGGAAAGCAUGCCGGUGCAAUUGAACAAAGGCGAUGUAGUUACAGGAAACGAUGCUCAGGUUUCUGUUCCUGUCCAGACGCUAACUGACCUCCAAGGGCAAAGUUCUAAAAACAUCAGUUCAUCUCCAAGCAUUGAGAGUUUGCCUGGAGGAAGAGAAUUCACUGGCUCCCCACCUACAUCUGCUACUAAAAAAGAUUCCUUUUUUAGCAACAUCUCCCGUUCUCGCUCACACAGCAAAACUAUGGGCAGAAAAGAAUCUGAAGAAGAAUUAGAAGCCCAAAUUUCCUUCCUUCAAGGACAGCUGAAUGACCUGGAUGCUAUGUGCAAAUACUGUGCAAAGGUGAUGGACACUCAUCUUGUAAAUAUUCAAGAUGUGAUAUUACAAGAAAAUUUGGAAAAAGAAGAUCAAAUUCUGGUUUCCCUGGCAGGAUUAAAACAGAUCAAAGACAUUCUAAAAGGUUCCCUGCGUUUUAACCAGAGCCAGCUAGAGGCCGAGGAGAAUGAGCAGAUCACCAUCGCAGACAACCACUACUGCUCCAGCGGCCAGGGCCAGGGCCAGAGCGACCAGGUGCCCGGGGCCACCAAGCAGGCCUCUUCAGAAAUGCCAGUGUGUGCAGAUAAAGGGAGCUCAGACGACUUCAUCCUGGUUUCCAAAGAAGAGGAUGGGGGCAGUGCCAGAGGGCCCUUCUCGGGCCAGGCCCAACCUCUUCGCACCCUCAGAAGCAUGUCUGGGAAAUGCCAGGCCACAGCCUGCUCCCCACUGGUGUUCUCAGACCCACUGAUGGGCCCAGCCUCAGCUUCCUCCAGCAACCCCAGCUCCAGCCCUGAUGACGACAGCAGCAAGGACUCUGGCUUCACCAUCGUGAGCCCCCUGGACAUCUGAUCGCUGUGCCCCAGUCCUGCCUCACAGGGAUCCAGCCUCCCCCUCAGUGGCCCAAGGCCAGGCUGAGGCUCCCCCAGUGGAGACACCUCUGAAACCGAUGCUUCUUCCCAGCAUGCAUUUGGCAUUGGUACAGCCCAUUGGAACCCUUUAGAGAGAAGCAAAUAUGGCCACAAAGCACAGACUUACCUUCAACAAAAUGCAGACAGGGCUCUCUAGGCCCUUACCUAACCCUUACCCACUCUUGCUCUGAGUGAGAGCUGGAUUAAGUACUCAGUAUCACACUCACAAUCAGGAAAGACCAAGCAAUUAGAAUUAUUUCUCUGCCCCCUUCUCCCUGACUAAGAGGGUAUGGCAACUCCAUUGAUUAUAUUAAUAUUUAGAAAAAGGAGGAAGAAUUGGUUUCAAAUCUUCCCUGCCUCGAAGCAUCAGGCAUAGGAAAAUUGGUUGAUACCAAGAAGCUUCCUCUGUGGGAAUCUAUGUCUCAACCUACCUGAUUCCCACACUGGGAAGCCAUAUAGCAGAGCCAAAUGCCAUAGAAGGAACUAGAGCCAGUGGAUUCUAGGGCUGGAAAAAACCAUUACUGACCUCUCAAAGUUAUCAUGAUCUUUAGAAACAAACUCAACUUAGGAAUCAUAUUUAUGUGUGAUGUGGUGUUAGAUCUUUUUUUGAUUUGUUAAAGAAUACAUUCCCAGUCCUCAGGCUGAAUUGACUUUGGCCAUCACUGUCCCUCCUUAAACAAUUAUAUUUCACCUGUUAGAAUCGUUCACAGCCAGAAAACAUGGUCACUUUAAGCCAGUCUUUGCUGCACUGGUUUCAAAAGUUGUAAGAAUAUUACUAUCCUUGAACUGGAAAAUGUGACCCUGACUUGAUGGGAUAAAUAUCUUUCAGAUAGUAAAUUUUCUGGUUAAGUUUCUCUAGGUUCGGCGCUGUACAUACCGAUCAACUGAUGAGUAAAGGGAAAACCCAAGCUCAUUCCCAUCCAGAGUCCGAAUCCCACCCUGGCCUUAAGAUAGCAGGAAGAGGGAAUUAGACCUGGAGUCCUUCUGUGGUAACAAGGCUUCCUAGACGACAUUCCAGAUGCCAGGAGGAUGCAGGGUUUGUACACAGCCCCUUCCCUUGCGGGGAGCCAAGUGCGGGAGCUGCAGGGCCUGUGCUCAGCUCUGAACUCUGUCCUGGGCGCCACUGCCGGGACCAGGUCUGACGUGCCGGUGCCUCCUUGGGCUUCUGUGCAGAUUAGAGAGUCUCCCUCUUGACAGUCAGAAGCUUAGGAAACCAUGGUGGGCACAGAGCAUCACAUGAGCUGUUUCUGUCCUUAAAGGAGGAGCUCCCUGGAAAGGACGCUUCGCUCACCUUUGCCUGAGCAGGAAUGAGACAGGAAUGGGUGGGCACUGCAGGUAGACACGGUACCUGCUUCUCCUUCAGGCAGAGCAGCCCUUGCUGGCAACAGCUGGCUCUUUGAGCCUCUCCUGAGAGGACAGGCCUCUGGCAGUGGAAGCUUCAGAAUAACAAAUGAAAGCUAAGUGUGAGGGAAUUGACGCCAUGUCUGUCCUUCCCACUGCUAACCGUGUUUCUAUACAGACAAAUGCGACAAUGACAUGAUUUCCCUCUCACUGUCCAAGAAAAUGGUGAUGACUCUCGAGUCAGCUACUACAGAGAGGGUUCUAAUUAGCUCUGCAAUUUGUCCUUAAACUCAAGCAGGGAAAUCUCCUCUGACCGCAUCAGUGUGUAAGGAUGAGUAACAGCUCUGGUUUUGCCAGACAGCGGGGUUGUCUGGCCUCCCACGAUUGGGCAACUGCUCGGCAGAUGCGCUAAUAGCUCCCUGGCUCCUGGCUGAGUUGUCCUCUCAGCACCUCUGAGCUGCUGCCAAGUACAUGUCCGUGUGAUGACACUUUGUGAGCUCCAGGGCCCCCAUGCAGUGAGUGGCCUUAGAACUGUUCAGGGGUUGCCAUUGGAUACUUUCUCACAAAGGACUUCGCUUGGGAAGGUGUCGGUGUUUUCAGGUCUAAGGUAAGAAGUGUGGAGCUGUCCCCUCUAGAACAGAGACUGGAAAGGACCACAGAACUGCCACCUUCUGGCAGCCGGGCACUGUUGUCUGCGCACCUCUAGCAUUUCCUCUGUCCUGAGAGGUAGAGUCAUGAUCGCUGAGUGUCACUGGCCACACGAGAGUCACUGGCACCCACCAUGCCAGUAAGGCUCUCGGCUGGUUCCCUGUGGUUGGCUGGGUGUUCAGUAGUCACCGAGCACUCCCAGCCCUGCCCACGCGCCAGGGGCAGGUCCUCUCCAUCCUGCGCUGCUGUGUAGGUGCCACGUGCGGACGGUGGGUUCACUCAGCGGUGUUUCUGUGGCCCCGGCAGGCGCCUCCCUCCUUGGAGGAGAGAGACCCGCAAGGGCAGUGGACACAGGCAGUUCCCACAGGUUCACGCUCAGAGAAUCGUAUUGCUGUCCUGUCUUUUCUAAGUGACGUUUUUUUAUUCUUCAUAGUUGAACAUUG